AUGAUGAUAAGAGCAGUCAAAUAUGGAAUUUACUGGCCAAAUUUUGGAACAAGAAUUGAAAAUGAUUAUUUUGCAUUUUACCAACCUGAAUUGUUACUCAACGAUAUAUACAAAUUGCCACAGAGUGUUUUCUUCCCAUGGUCAAACAUAAAGGCUCGGAAUUCCAAAGUUUUCGCUGAAUUCAUCAUUGAAAAAAUUUAUGACUUGUAUACAAUUGUUAAACACAUGAGCGAUACAACGAAACAAUACUUCGACCAAGAAUUUAUUUCUUUCAUUGAUUUUGUUUUUAACAUGUAUGAUAAGCAAAAUAAGGAAUUUUAUGAACCAGUUCUUAAAGCACUUCUUUCAGUACUAUCAGUAAUACCAAUGAGACCUUAUCUUGUUAAAUGUGUUAUCACAAACUUGGAUAAACUUUUCAAAACAGAUAUUAUCUGGAAAUACUUUAUCAAGCAAGAUUCCAAUUUUACUGAGUUAAUAUUGAAAUAUUUGAUCAAUUAUGGAGAAAGCACCGAAAGACAACAAAUCGAAAAACCAACAUCAAUCUCAUUAAACACAACAAUUUUCGCUCCUGAAAAUGUUUGUGGAGAUAUCGAAACUUAUUUUGCAACUCCUUUCAGAAAGAUUAAAGUAACACAGAAAGAUUUUGUUAAAGGACAAGUAAAUCAAAAUGCUUUCUUUAACUACGAAGAAUUGUUAUCCGAAUCAGCAGAGAUCAAUGGACAAAAUGUGAGCAUUGAUAUCAUUGGAAACAAUAAAAGUACUCAAUAUAUUCUUGAAGGAAUUGUCUCGAAAAUCUGUUCCCAAGAUUUUUCAAAAGCAGAUCCAACAUAUGCUUUAUUCCCAUAUUUAUUCAUCAAAUGCGCUCAAAACUCAACAAAAUCAAUUCCUCUAACGGAAAUGGAGCAAGCUCAUGCUGAUAUAUUGAGCCUUCCGCAUUGCGAUAAACCCAAUGAAGAAUACUCUAAUUUUAGAACGAAUUUGAGAGAUGUUUAUUCUGCAGCCGAAAGGGAUUAUCAAAAUCCAAAAAGUAUUUUCCAUAUCAUCGCAAAGGCAACAACACAAAAAAUGUUUAGAAAGAGGACAUUUAAUAUUGACGUUGAAGUCCUUACAGUUAAAAUAAUGCUUUCAAUCAUUUGGUCAUGCAAUUUGUUAAAGGAAUAUACUGAAUUCGAAACAGAACCAACUAUAGCAAAGUUUGAUACAAUUUUCAAACCUUACUUACCAAAGGUACAAAAGAUAAAAUUAGAAUUAAUUAAUCUUUUGAACACUACGGAAUAUAGUGGAGUGUUGAAUUCAAUAAACCGAAAAUUCCAUACUAUAAUUGAAAAAGCUUAUCUUGAUCCAACAGACGAUCAACAAGCUAAUAAAUCAACAGACAAUCAGCAACCAAAGCCUUCUCCACAGACUGCGAGAUAUGAAAAAAUAAUUGCUUUUUAUUCUUUUGAAUUUGAUUAUACAGAAUUGGUUGCGAUCGAAAAAAAUAAGUCAUUAAGAGAAGAGUUGCCAAAUGAAGUGAAUUUGAUAAUCUUGAAUUUCUUCAAAAAACUUCGCAAAUUGAAAGCAGAAUCAUUUGCUAUUCCUUUUGCGAGAAGUUUAGUUCAACAUUUAGAUUUCAUUAUCUACCCAGAAACAGGAAAAAAUCACAAAAUCAUAAAAGCCUGUCAAAAAUUCAAUGAUGUUGUGAUCAAUUGUCACUUGAUUAGUAAAGAGGGUAACGAUCAGACAAUUGCUAAUCUCAUCAAUAACAUUUCACAAAGUUAUGAAGAACACAACACAGAGCAAGCUGAUAUGAAAUUGGCAUUAAUGACUCUUAAAACAAUGGGAAUAGCAAUUAAUAAUCCUGUAGAAUGCAAUGAAUCGCUACCUAUACCAGGAAAAGAUGAAGAAAAUUAUCUAUUUAAAUUAGCUUAUGCGAGAGCAACAUUUACAGAUUCGAACUGGCAGGUUUCGGAGAAUAUCUGCAAAAUUAGAACCGAACACAAAGACAAAAUUCUUGAAAAAAUCGAAGCUAACGACGAUGAAAAUGUUAGCUUGGGUGCGAUGAUUGCAUUGGGUGCUGAAAUAUUUGAUUCAGAAGUUACAAGAUACAUCAAGAUCAAAGGAAAGACAGAGCUUGCAAAUAAUCAUGACGUGGAUGUUCAAAGGAAUUCUCAAGCUUGUUUCCAAAUUGAUCCUCCAAAGUUUAAUGUUACUGCCAAAUUAACAGCGAAAAUGAUUGAGUUUAUCGAUAAAGUUGAUCUUGAUAUCCAAGCAACACCUUCUCAAAAACCAGCUGACAAUUCACAAAAACCAUUGGAUACUCCACAAAAAAUUGCAGAAAAGGCAAUCAAAAAUUGCAUUAUUUUGUCAUUUUUAUCAAAAUUAUUUGAUGCUGUAUCUGACAAGAACAAAUUUGCUGAAAAAUUCCCGAAGAUGAAGGAAAUAUGCAAGAAGUUCAAAGAUACAGUAGUUCCAAAUUACACAAACUCCAAGUACUCUUACUUCAUCAGACAGCAGCUGAAAAGAGUUUGUGAAAAGAAUGGUAUUAAAGACAAAUUUAUUCCUUUGACACAUUGCGGUGAAUGCAAGGAUUCUAUGUUCAAUGGCAGUCCUGAUACAUCAUCAUUCUUCGUCCAUACGAAAAUGAUUGAUGUCAAUAAUGCUAUAGAAAUUUCAUUCACAGAUAUGAAGACUCAACUCAAAUAUAUUGGUUUCAUUUCUGAAAACUGGGAUUGCACAUUCCUCAGUUUGCUUGAUAGGAAUAUCUACAUGGAUAAGAAGUUUGUCCCUUACACAGGCUCAUUGUCAAAUAUAACUUUGUGGAUGGACAAUAACUACCUUUGUUUCGGAAAUGUCAAAAUCGACAGCGGUGAAACAAAGAAACGCUGGGCAUUUGUUAUCACAGUUUGCGAUGAUUCUCUUGUCGAAUACAAGUUUGUACAACCAAGGAGCACUUCACUUAAAGCUAAUGCACCUCCAACAAAGCAACAUAGAUUUAACCUCAAUAUGAUUUUCCCCAAAGUUUGUCUCGGAAUGCAAGUGAAAAUCGAAAACCAUUCUGAUGUAAAUAUAUCCAGAUUGGAAGCUAAUUACGGUUAUACUAUUACAGGCUGCAAUUUCGAAAACAGAUCAACAGAAACUUACAUUGUUCCUGCAAAUCAAAUCACAACACAAUACACCCCAUUUGACACCGUUAUGAUUUGCGCAGAAAUAGAAAACAGAAUCGGAGAUCCAACACAAUUAUUAAAUGAUUUGUUACAAACAUGUAAGAACUACUCGAUUUCAUUGAUCAAGACAAUGCUUCCUUAUUAUCUUCCAGAAAUUAAUAGCGAAAUGGCAUUGAAUAUGAUCACGAAAUUGUCUGACACAUCAUCAAAGCAAGAACUGGACCAAAUUAAAGCACUAAUGAAAGGAAAAGAAAACGAUAUCAAGGCCAAAUUAGAAAAUACUGUAAUGGAAGGUGAAAAAGAUCCAAAAUUCACUGCUGGCAGAGAUAUCAAUCAACUUUACAAUUCCACUUACGGUGCAUCACAGAUCGGUAUCUUCCAAGCAUGGAAUCACGGUAUUUUCUAUGAAAAGACAUUCGUACAAGGCCUUAAAUUGUUCUUCAAGUAUAAGAAAGUUUGCCUCGGUUUCAUUCCAAUGAUUCUUAAAACAUUCAAUAAGAAUCUUCCAAAUGAUUUGGAAUCAGCAAAGAUGAUCCUUAACUUCUUCAACAAUCCAACAUACGAGGGCUACUUCAGCAACAUGUCUGAAAAGGAUUACACAGAAUAUUUCAACAACUUAGUUACUUUUGUUUUCGAACGCGAUCCAAAUACAAUUGUCGCUAAACAAGCACAUUCAUCAUUGAUCAACAAAUGUGCACAGUCACUUAUUGGCGACUUGUUCACUCUUGGUAAAAAUGUAUCUAACAAAGCGAAACGAAUGCCACCAUUGCUUCUUUUCUCCGACAAAGGUGCAACAUUUUCAAAGUGCGUUGUCAAGAACAAUAAUUACUAUCCUGUUGAAAUUUUGUUGCCAAAUGGCACAACCAAAAUCAUCACAAGUAAUUCAUAUUCUUCUUGCGAAGCUAACAAAGGAUACAGAUACCAUUUUGGCACUGAUGGCAAACAAGUUUUGUCUGACUGGAAGAAUUACAUCGAAAAGGAUUUCUCCGGAGUUUAUAAACCACUUUUAGUCGAUUACAUGUUGAAGAAUAAGAUCUGUGACGCUAAAAUCGGUGAUUACCCAUCAAUUAUCUUAUUCUUUGCAAACAUCGGUUUAUCUACAUUGACAGAAGUUAGUGAUGAUUACUUCGAUUAUUCCACACCAGAACUGAAUCCUAUUGACAAUUACUUUAAUGAUGAUGCCAACAUUAAAGUUGGAUGGUUAGGCGAUUUCAGAGAUUGGGCUGCUGAAGGAACAAUCGGAUAUUUGAAGAUUGAUAUCACUAGGACACAUUCUCACGGUGUUGACUAUGAUUCUCCAAACCUUAUCAGAAUCAUUGAUUACCUUGCUAGAGAUGAAGCUCAUUUCCCAUCAAAAAUCAUCGCAUUCAGAGCAAAAGAAAACAAACUUAUGUAUUUCGCUGAAUACGAAGGAACAACUGGCCAAGAUGUCGGUGGUAUGUUCAGAGAUUCAUUCUUCCUUAUGGUCAAUGAAUUAAUGGAUGUUAAUAUCCGAUAUUUCAUCAAGCCACCAAGCACUCUUCAUUGUGAAAAGAAUCGCUUAGUUCCUGCAUCGAACUUACCAAUCAAAGUUGCAAGUACAAUUGGUUCUCUCAUUGCUAGUGCUAUUGCAACACGAAAUGCACACAAAGCUUGGAAUCUUCCACGAUUCAUUUGGGACAGUUUUGUUACUAACUCAGACCUUUCUCUGCUUGUUGACUGUGAUGACGAAAGUUAUUUCAACAGUCUCAAAAACAUUGUUAAUGCUAUGCGCAAAGGAUUCUGGAAAGUCAUUCCUCUUGACAAAGUUAAAAACUUCUCCGGCCGCUUCAUUGAAGGAUUAACAUGCGGUGUCAAGAAAGAACUUGACUUUAAUUCAUUCAUCGCCUACUUCAAUCCACCAGCAAGAAAUUGCGUUGUUUGGCCAGUUUUCACCCAAGCAAUUUCCAAAUUCACUUCUCAAGAAUUUUCCAAAUUAAUGGGAUUCAUAACUGGAAACGAAACUCCAAAGAAUGCAAAAGACUUUUGCUUGAAGUUAGCUGAUAAAUCAACAAGCUAUCAAGAUGAAAAUAGUUUCGCGCUUCCAUUUGCUCACACAUGUUUCAAUUUAAUUGAAAUUAUGCCAUAUAAAACACCAGAACUCCUAAGACAAAAAUUGAUAAUUUGCUUCUCAUUCCAAGCAGAAUUUAAUGAUUAA
Molecule: messenger RNA, 5322 nt
Organism: Trichomonas vaginalis G3
Lineage: Eukaryota; Parabasalia; Trichomonadida; Trichomonadidae
Product: ubiquitin protein ligase protein
Exons: 1
Coding region: 1-5322 (1773 amino acids)
Biological process (GO): protein polyubiquitination; positive regulation of protein catabolic process; proteasome-mediated ubiquitin-dependent protein catabolic process
Molecular function (GO): ubiquitin-protein transferase activity
Source: RefSeq, a predicted model, not a curated record